UCGGCCCGAGCGAGCAUCACAGAACGGCGAACCGCGUUGCCGAGCACACGAGCCCAGAGCCCAGAGUCCAGAGCCCAGAGAGUGGAAGCCACAAAUUGCAGUCAAACGUUUCCCCAUUUCCGUUUAGCGAGGAGCAAGGAUAAUAGCAACAGCAGCAGCAGCAGCCACAGCAGCGUACAGCCAAUAAAAGCGCACUAAAUAAAAUAACAACAAUUUGAACAACAACCAGAAUAAUGUCGAUCUCCGAUUUCCGCAAGAAGAAGCUUCUGUUCCUGUUCAACGUGUUCUUUGAUGUGAACCAAAGCGGGGAAAUCGACGUUAAGGACUUCGAGAUGGCCAUCGAGCGCGUGUGCAAGCUGCGCGGCUGGUCUAAGGACACCCCAAAGAACAAGGAGACCUACGAUUUGAUGAUGGAAAUUUGGACUGGGCUCCGAUCCAAGGCGGACAAGGAUAACGAUGGACAGGUCAGCGUCGACGAGUGGUGCAACAUGUGGGACGCCUACGCCAAGGAUCCGAGCAGCGUGAUGGACUGGCAGAAUGCCUACAUGAACUUCAUGUUCGAUCUGGAGGAUGCCUCCCAUGAUGGGGGCAUCGAUGUCACCGAAUUCACGCUGGUCUGCUCCAGCUACGGCCUGGAGAAGAACGAGUGCGAGGAGGCCUUCAGCAAGAUGGCCCAGGGCCAGACCGACGUCACUCGCGAGCAGUUCGCCGCCUUGUGGAAGGAGUACUUUGCCGCCGAGGACGUGAAUGCGCCAGGCAACUUCAUCUUUGGCAAGACCAGCUUUUAAGCCACUUUAAGACCCAUUGACCGAGAGACCCAGCCGCACUGGUCAUGGCCAAAACUGAUGAAUGCAACAAGUGAAAUUAUAAUGAAAAAAAAAGAUAUCUAAUAUAAAUGUUAAUUGAUAAUGGAAGAGCACGAACGAGAAGGAGGACAAUUUCGAAUUCGACUUCAAUUUGGAUCUCGAUUCUCUCGAUUUGAUGCUCCGUCGUUGUUACGUAUAGUUGAGUGUUGUUUUCUCUCCAAGUAUCUCAAGUUUUGCCCAAAUAAAUGUUCUAAUUUAGUAGAGUAA
Messenger RNA from Drosophila pseudoobscura, 1073 nucleotides. It is a transcript of the gene Scp2, whose product is annotated as Sarcoplasmic calcium-binding protein 2. The coding region runs from base 234 to 788 and encodes 184 amino acids. Gene Ontology annotation, molecular function: calcium ion binding. NCBI's taxonomy places the organism in Eukaryota, Metazoa, Arthropoda, Insecta, Diptera, Drosophilidae. The transcript is spliced from 5 exons. The record is from RefSeq and is a predicted model, not a curated record.